Messenger RNA from Alligator sinensis (Chinese alligator), 695 nucleotides. It is a transcript of the gene ZSWIM7, whose product is annotated as zinc finger SWIM-type containing 7. Gene Ontology annotation, molecular function: zinc ion binding. The annotation marks the transcript as partial. Lineage: Eukaryota; Metazoa; Chordata; Crocodylia; Alligatoridae. The transcript has 5 exons. Gene Ontology annotation, cellular component: Shu complex. Gene Ontology annotation, biological process: double-strand break repair via homologous recombination. The record is from RefSeq and is a predicted model, not a curated record.
CCUCCCACUGCUGUCUUGAUUCCAGGGUUCGACUGCAUAUCUGACGACCUGGGCACCACGCUGCCAGCGGUGGCUGAAGAGCUUCUCCGAGAGAUAAAGAAGGCUUUCCAGGAGACUGCGCAGGUCCCUGAUGAACUCCUGCUGGCGCUCAAGUUUGUGUUCGGCCCAAUUGCUGUCCCAGCCUUGGACCUGGUGGACCAGCGCUCGGUGACCCGCGUCGUGUCCCCCAGCGGACGGGCGGCGUACCAGGUGCUGGGGAGCUCGGGCAGGCUCUACACCUGCUACGCCGCCUGUCACUUCUGCACGUGCCCAGCCUUUGCCUUCUCCGUGCUGCGCAAGGCCGACAGCCUGCUGUGCAAGCACAUCCUCGCUGUCUACCUCAGCCAGGCCACCGGCGCCUGCCAGGAGCAAACUGUCUCCGACCAACAGCUGGCGAACAUCCUGCUGGCGGAGGAAGACGAGGAUGGAUGAAGGACCCACUCUGUGCGCUAACACCCACCUGCAAGCACCUGUGGUCCCGGUGGCGCGUGCGCGUGAGCUGCCUGCCCCGCUCCAAGCUGAGCAAGCACGUAUCAAGGCUGCCAGUUCUCCUCAGGAAUUGGAGGCGGACUGGCAGCGCAGCAGUCAGCCCGCCCGCCCGCCCGGGCCCAGGUGCUAGUCGCACUGUUAAUAAACCUACCUGAGGAGCUGUGUGC